AGCCGCCUCGGCAUGGACAGCCCUGCCCGCCCAGCACCCGCCCCUGCGGCGCUGCUUUACUAUGUGGCCUUCUCCCAGCUGCUGGGCCUGGCCGUGGUGGCCACGACUGGCACCUGGCUCGGUGUGUACCGAGGAGGCAUCGCCUGGGAGAGCGCCCUGCAGUUCAACGUGCACCCUCUCUGCAUGAUCAUAGGCCUGGUCUUCUUGCAGGGAGAUGCCCUGCUGGUUUACCGCGUCUUCAGGAAUGAGGCCAAACGCACCACCAAAGUUCUGCACGGGCUGCUGCACGUCCUCGCCUUCGUCAUCGCCCUGGUGGGCCUGGUGGCGGUGUUCGACUACCACAGGAAGAAAGGCUACGCAGACCUGUACAGCCUGCACAGCUGGUGUGGCAUUCUGGUCUUCGUCCUCUUCUUUGUGCAGUGGCUCGUGGGCUUUAGCUUCUUCCUGUUCCCCGGCGCGUCGUUUUCUCUGCGGAGCCGCUACCGGCCGCAGCACGUCUUCCUUGGCGGCGCCAUCUUCCUCCUCUCGGUGGGCACCGCCCUGCUGGGCCUGAAGGAGGCGCUGCUGUUCAAGCUCGGGACCAAGUACAGCAAGUUCGAGCCCGAGGGCGUCCUGGCCAACGUGCUGGGCCUGCUGCUGGCCGCCUUCGGCGCGGUCGUGCUCUACAUCCUGACCCGCGCUGACUGGAAGCGGCCCCUCCAGGCGGAAGAGCAAGCGCUCUCCAUGGACUUCAAGACGCUGACGGAGGGCGACAGCCCCAGCUCCCAGUGACGCGCGCCCAGUGCCAUCCCGUCCUG
Messenger RNA from Mesoplodon densirostris (Blainville's beaked whale), 797 nucleotides. Its product is annotated as transmembrane ascorbate-dependent reductase CYB561. Gene Ontology annotation, cellular component: lysosomal membrane. Bases 13 to 771 code for a protein of 252 amino acids. The transcript has 5 exons. The record is from RefSeq and is a predicted model, not a curated record. Gene Ontology annotation, molecular function: oxidoreductase activity. Lineage: Eukaryota; Metazoa; Chordata; Mammalia; Artiodactyla; Ziphiidae.